UUACUCAAUCUCUUUGAUUUAAUAGAUUCUUCAAUCUAUGUUUGCCUGAUUAAACUCUUCAUACCUAUGUUUGAUAUAGUGUUAAUAUUUAUGAAGGAUUCUGAUUCUUGUAAUGAUGUUCUUGAUAGUCCAGGUUUCAGCUGCGGAGGUAUACACACCGCAAGACUUUGUUGUGGAGAAUGGGACUGAAGCAAAGCUUCCAUGCACUUUUGCUUCCACAGAAGUGAUCAGCAGUUCAACUUCUGUCACCUGGAGUUUCCAAGGCGAGGGAUCAUCAUCUCUUGUCUCGUUGUUCUAUUAUUCCAAUGGAAAAGCAUAUCGUGCGAAGAGUACACAAUUUGGUGACAGAAGCAGAUGGGCUGGAGACCUUAACAGAAAAGAUGCAUCAAUCACUAUAGCAAACAUGCAAUUUCAGGACAAUGGAACCUAUAUCUGUGAUGUUAAAAACCCUCCAGAUAUGAAUAUUACACCAGGAAAAAUCAAAGUCAGGGUUAUGGUGAAAGGUAUAGUAAUAAGUGGAUGGAAUGAAAAAUUAAUUAAUGAGUGAUGGAGAAGUUGUGCGUAAGGUGCAUUCUUUCUCUAAAAUUACUGUAUGUAACAAUGCGCUGAAGCAAGUACUUGUUUGGCAUUAAUUAAGAAGUAUGUAUUCAUGUUUCUUCUGUCUAUCUCUUCUAGUAUAUGUAAGAUAAUUUGACUAGGGGCAAAAAUAUUCCUUUCAGAUUGGUUCUGCAAGUUGAACUGGGCUGGGUAGAUAUUAAUAGGCAUAUGAAAUAAUGCUCCAGAUGGUUGCCUACAAACAGCUUGCUUCAGGUGUAGGUAACCUACUAUCUUUCAGGUAUUCAGAUAUAAACCACUGUCAUUCAAUAAAAGUUCAAUAAGCA
This is a messenger RNA of Protobothrops mucrosquamatus (brown spotted pit viper), 881 nucleotides long. Its product is annotated as myelin protein zero-like protein 1. The record is from RefSeq and is a predicted model, not a curated record. Lineage: Eukaryota; Metazoa; Chordata; Lepidosauria; Squamata; Viperidae. The transcript has 2 exons. Gene Ontology annotation, cellular component: focal adhesion; membrane; cell surface. The coding region runs from base 113 to 547 and encodes 144 amino acids.